Molecule: messenger RNA, 1212 nt
Organism: Strongyloides ratti
Lineage: Eukaryota; Metazoa; Nematoda; Chromadorea; Rhabditida; Strongyloididae
Product: G protein-coupled receptor, rhodopsin-like family and GPCR, rhodopsin-like, 7TM domain-containing protein
Exons: 2
Coding region: 1-1212 (403 amino acids)
Biological process (GO): G protein-coupled receptor signaling pathway
Cellular component (GO): membrane
Molecular function (GO): G protein-coupled receptor activity
Source: RefSeq, a predicted model, not a curated record
AUGCAACAAAAUCCAUUUUAUAAUGUAUGUCUAAAACCAGAACAACAAACAGUUGCCGGAUCAUUAUUAGAACUCCAUUUGCAGAGAUAUUUAUUUCCAUUACUGUCUUUUUGUGGUAUUCUUGGAAACUGCCUAAAUUUAACAGUUCUCUUUAAUAAACCGUCAUCAUCACGUUCAAAUAUGUUUUUAUCAACAAUGGCAAUGUCAGAUAUUAUAUUCUUAGUAUUUAUAUUGCCUUUCUCUUUAAUUAACUAUCCUAUAUUUACUUAUAAUUAUUAUUUUCGUCUAUUUUAUUUUCGGACAAAACUUCAUUUACGUGCUAUAUGUAAUUGGUGCUCAGCCGUCACAAUAUGGUGUGUUAUAGCUGUAUGUACAGAUCGUUUAAUAGGUAUUAGAAGGCCUUUAAUGGCUCGAUUAUCAUGUAAAAAGUCAAUUUUAAUAAAUAUAUUUAUAAUUUUCACAACAGGGGCAUUAACAUUUUAUCAACAUUUAGAAUAUUAUUGCCCAAUUAGAGAAUAUUGUAAAAAUACUCAAAUAUUAAGUAUGUGCAAAAAUGUUAACACAAAAGGUCCAUGGUUUAGAAAUGGGACAAAUCCAUACAAUUUAUGGUUUAUUAAAUUUAUAGAUUAUAGUAUUUAUACAAAUGUCUUUGUUAUUGUUAUAUUUCCAAUAAUAAUUUUAGUUAUAUUAAAUGUAUAUUUGUUAUAUACUUUAAAAGAAAGAACUAAUAAUUGGAAAAUGUUAAAUGAAAAAUUAAAUAGUGGAUCAAGAAAAAAUAAGAAUGAUUUAUUAAAAUUACAUAGAAUUGAGAAUCGUGUAACGAUAACUGUUGCAUUAAUUGUAACAACAUUUACAUUUACAAAUGGUCCUUCAGCUAUAAUGACAUUGAUAAAGACUGUCUCGAGUGUUUCACAUAAAAAUAGAACAUUUGUUUUAUUUGAUUUAUUAACGAAUGCCUUAGUUAUUUGUGGAAAAACAUGUAAUUUUCUAUUAUUUUGCCUAUCAUCAAAACACUUUAGAAGUCGUUUAAUUGCAUUAUUUUUAAAAAAAAUUCAUGUAAGAGGAGAAAAUGUAUCAGUUCAUUUAUUGGAUUCAAAAUUUGAAAUAUCAAGAAACUUUCAUAUAAAUAGAUUAAGUAAGUUUUUUAAUAGAAAUAAUAAUGAAAAGAUAAAAGAUGGGAGUUUAGGAAAAUUAAGUAGGAGUAUAGCGUAA